CUGAGGUUCGGAUCCUUUGAAGAGCGCAUGAACGAGAUGAUGAAAACGAUAGGAUGCAUCGAUAAGAUCAUCGCGAUGGAUCAAGGGUCUCUCGAGAGUGAGAAAACCAAAGAAGAAGUGACCAAAUAAUCAGAGGUGAUUGUGAGUGAUGAACCGAUCUUGAAUCAGAUCCAGCUGGUGACUAGGAAGGAAGAUAAGAACGAGAUCCCACUGAUUGAAUUGGAUAUUAAAACAGAGGUGAUGGCCUGUGACGGAGAAAAAGCAUAUCUUGCAUCCAUGGACGACGGUUCCGAGAAAGCUCAAUCCGAUGAAAAAACAGAGUAUGAAGAAGAAAAAUAAGUGGUGGAAGAAACAAACCGUACAUGUGGUGAAAAUCAAUGCUGACGGAUAUCUGAAGAAGAGCGUAAGGAUUCUUAACCCGAGUCUGUUAAUGACUGUACCGGAGAAGAACUAUCUGACAACGCAAAGGAUGGUAUCUGAAGUCCAUCUGGUGCUAGAGGAGAAGGGGAUAGAAGAUGAUCUGGUUAAAUCCAUGGAGAAGCUGCCUCAUAAGCACAAAAAUAGUACAAAAAAAGAAGACGAGAUGGAAACCAGUGGAGAUUCAAAAACGUUCAGGGAACAUAUCUAAAUCAGCUGAAAAUAUGAGGAUUGUUCUUGGUCAUAGGAAGGUCAUGAAUUGGGUUUGUGCUAUACACCUAGACGAGGAACAGCAGCAGCUGGAGAUUAAAAAUGGAAAUAACAACAUGGAGCACGAUCUACAGAGAGAUUACUCUGUUCUUACUAAGGAUGAUCUCAGAGAGAAGAUGAACAAACAAAUCGACGAUCUCUGUGAGAUGUUCUUGCUUUCAAAAGCUGAUGCAACUGUAUUCCUUAAGAAAUUCCAAUGGGACUUGCAACAUGUUUCAGAACGUUUGAGCGAAAACAAGGAGAAACUAUUGAUGGGAUUAGAUUUUUCAUCAGCUGUAACCGACUCAAACUAUGGUAAUAAAUUAUUCUCUGUGGAGAAAAACCUAGCUAGGCUAACGUUGGAGGCUAGAGACCUUUACGGGGAAUAUGUUGUUAGAUCUUACUUCGAGGAAAACAAGGGUUCGAUGAUCAAACAGUGUCCUGCACCGGGUUUCAGUUACUUCAUUGAGUUUCACAGGGACAUUGAUGUUGAAGAGUAUGGUUUAAACGUUGCUGUGUUUAUGCGGGCAUACAUUUUGUGGGAGAUGCAUCCUUGAGUCACACAGACCUGUGACAUACAACAACGCAUCUUAUUGGUUGUCUAGAGACUUAAAGAAGUUAUCAGAGUUGCCACAAAUGUGAUUAAGUAUUUCUUGCAUCGAAAGAAACUCCAAGCGUUACCCACAUUGCCAAUUUUCUUUAGAGAUUGAUUCUCGAUCACGAGUUUUCCGGCUUGUG
Molecule: messenger RNA, 1404 nt
Organism: Raphanus sativus (radish)
Lineage: Eukaryota; Viridiplantae; Streptophyta; Magnoliopsida; Brassicales; Brassicaceae
Product: probable E3 ubiquitin-protein ligase ARI14
Exons: 1
Coding region: 516-1223 (235 amino acids)
Source: RefSeq, a predicted model, not a curated record